Messenger RNA from Aspergillus ibericus CBS 121593, 1548 nucleotides. RefSeq names its product RUS1 family protein. The record is from RefSeq and is a predicted model, not a curated record. NCBI's taxonomy places the organism in Eukaryota, Fungi, Ascomycota, Eurotiomycetes, Eurotiales, Aspergillaceae. Bases 1 to 1548 code for a protein of 515 amino acids. The transcript is spliced from 7 exons.
AUGGCACUCACUGGGGACAGCGCCGCAAUCACCUUCACCGAGGUCGAUGAGGUUAACCAUCCUACGGCCACCUAUAUCUACUCUGAGCCCGCAGCGGACAGUGCACAUCAUCUUACCCAUGACAAGAAGCAUGGCGGGGGUUGGGGCCGCGUGGACGUAGCGCAUACUCCUCCCUCCAGCACCCCGACAUCUUGGUCUUCAAAGACCCUUCUAGACUUCCUGGUCGACGUCUUCCUCCCUGCCGGGUAUCCCCACAGUGUCACGAACGAUUAUGCGCCGUAUCAAUUCUUUGACUCCCUCCAAGCUUUCAGCAGCUCCAUUGCCGGUCUCUUAUCGUCAAGAGCCGUACUGCAAGGCGUUGGAGUCGGUAACGCCGAAGCCUCUCCAACCUCUGCCCUCCUGCUGCAUAUUCUCCAAGAUACGUCUGGCCGGAUUGCCACGAUUCUCUUCGCGCACCGGGUCGGCACCGCUCUUGAGCCGGAAUGCAAGAUGUACCGACUUGCAGCGGAUGUCUUCAACGACCUGGCAAUGAUCCUGGACUGUUUGUCGCCCAUGAUCCCAGCAGGAGCUCCCCGAGUCAUCGUACUUAGCACAGCCGGUGUCCUGCGAGCUCUAUGCGGAGUAGCUGGGGGAAGUUCCAAAGCGAGUCUAAGUGCGCAUUUCUCUCGAUGGGGAAACCUCGCUGAGGUCAAUGCCAAAGAUUCAUCACAAGAGACCAUCAUAUCGCUGAUUGGAAUGCUCGUUGGCUCAGUCGUCGUCUCCCAUGUUACCAGUUUCGCCGCGACCUGGAUCACCCUGCUAAUGCUCCUCGCCCUACACCUCAGUCUCAACUACGCAGCCGUCCGCUCUGUCCAAAUGACCAGUCUUAACAGACAGCGAGCUAACAUCGUCUUUUCAACCAUCCUAAGCUCCGACCAAGAGCUCACCCAUCUCACUCUUCCCGAGUCCACCAAACAACCACCUACGCAAAGUCACCCUCAAUUAGCCUGGAAGACUCUAAGCCCAGCCCAAGUCGCCAAACAAGAAAAGAUUUUUGAACGCGAUGGCAUUCUCCGCUGGUCCCCAGCACCUACUACCACAUCCGCCCCCUCUUCCCAAGUACUAGGUUAUUGCCGUAUAGGCAUAUCCCUCCAACAUUUCCUCAUUUCCUGCCCCUCCUUCCCCUUAUCGGUCAGUACAGGAACCCUUCGAACCGCUAUCCCCCUCGCUCAUCUCACGGCCCUCUACAACAAAGAGGACUACAUCCUGUACCUCACCAACAGCGGGAAAUCCCGUACCUGGCAUGCAAACAUCCUUCUCAAGAACACUAGUACAGCCCAAUCCCAGCUCAAGUCCUGGGCGCAUGCCUUGCUGGCUACAAGGGUCCUGUCGAUGCCAACCUCAGACAAUGUCGAGGUCGAGGGUAUUAUGGACGUUCUGAACCGGACGUUGGAUUUCCUGAAUAAUGAUGAGAGAUUUGUUCGGUAUGUUACUGCAUUGACUGAGAAAGGCUGGGACUUGAAUGUUGCUGCUUUGGAGACUCGAUCUGGACGGAGGAUUGCCGUGUAA